AUGAAUCUACAAACGAAUAUUCGGAAAAUGGAGAAGCACAAUGAAGGAGUGCAGGCACAGGGAAUGGGGGGAAUGGGGGGAGUAAGGAUUCAUCGGAACGAUAUUUCACAAUCACGGCUGUUUAAUGGAUAUUCAGUGGCAGCAGAGAAUGAAAACUUGCCACUUCUUCGGUCGUUUUCAUCACCGACUUUACGGCCUGCUGAACUUGGUAAAAAUUCGUUUGGAGCAUUAGCAUCGACAUCAGCGUCGUCAGUGGAAUCAUCAGCAGCAUCAGCUGUCUCAAUAACACAGCCAGCAAUGCCAUCGCCAGAUGUCCUUUUUUCAAAGCAUACGCCAACAACGUAUGCAACAGUGCAUGCAGGAGGGCGUGUUGAAAGGACAAACGCAUCGAGACUUGGAUACAGGGUGUAUGAAGAUUCGUUUUUGCAAACUUCUUCCGCAACAGCGUCUGCUUUUCAUCCACCAUCUACACAACAAACGAUUUCAUCUUUUUCGUAUGAUCCUUCAGUUGUGACGCCGAUGACGUAUAAUAAUUAUGGUUAUAUGGCACGCAGAACCGUGUUUAAACCUAGAGAGAAGCAACCCAAUUGGUUGAAUGAAUCAGAAACAAUACCAACAGGAUCUGUACAGAACUCAAAUAUAAAUAAUACUUUUGUUCCUUCGGGUGUUCCUGCCUCUAUAUCUGAUAGUCAAGAAAAUUCUUUACAAGAUAAUUCUUUCCAAGAACCUACAAUGAACACGUUAAAAACGACCAACAGAGCGGAAGAUGGUGUAAUUCCUUCUGCAAUUGUUGUUAAGAAUAUACCAUUUCAGAUUAAGAAAGAGCAACUUCUUGAACUUUUUGAUACUCUUGAUAUUCCCAAACCAUAUGCGUUUAAUUAUCAUUUUGAUAAUGGAAACUUUCGAGGUCUCGCUUUUGCUAACUUUUAUACGCCGGAAGAAACAACACGUGUAAUUCUUUCGCUUAAUGGGCAUGACAUUAUGGGUAGAAAACUUCGUGUUGAAUACAAACGUGUUUUGCCUGUUGGAGACCGUGAAAGACCAAGUCGUGAAAAGAAGGAAAAAAGAACCCAAUAUGAUGAACAGAAUAAUUCAAAUAACCCUGGAUAUACUAAAGGCAAAGGGAAAUUCAAAGACAUUGAUCUUAAUGAUGAAGCUACAUUGAAAAUUUACUCUCGUUUGUUACUUUUUCGUAAUGAUCAGAGCCCUAAUGCUCCUAAUGAAUUUAUUUUUCCCCCGGAUUUAAAUCCUCAACAACGUCGCAUUGUUCAUCUUGUUGCAGAGAAAUUAGAUCUUGAGCAUACAUCAUGUGGAGAAAAUGACGCUAAAUACAUUGUUGUUAAGCGUUUAAAUGCAAAUAAUAUUGAUAAUAUGAAUAAAAAUUUUUGGAAUAAACCGGAUUUUGGUGUUCCUGGUCAAUCAGCCAACUUUGUCCCAUCUUUAUUAACAACCAAUUCAGCAACCCUUGGGAUGACAUCAACGACACACGAUUUUUUUGGUAAUUCUUAUACAGAUUUUAGAGUAUGGCCAACAAAAACAUUUAAUGAUAUUAGAAAUAUAAAUACUCAAAUACCAUCAAAAACAUAUUUACAUAAACAAAUGCAACCGCAUAAUACACUUCUUAAUACAUCCUUUGAAUCGGGGCUUCCCGCUACACGAAACGACCUUGGCGCUAUGAUGCAAGACUUAAAUCUUAAUGUUACUAAUAAACAACUUAAAAAUACAGAAUGGGAAACGAAAAAAGGAUUCCGAAAUAUGGCCAUAAAAACUAAUACAGACUAAACCAGCAAUCAAAUACAGCUUUGUUACCGAAAGUAUAUAUAAUUUGUAC
This is a messenger RNA of Pneumocystis jirovecii RU7, 1831 nucleotides long. RefSeq lists its product as uncharacterized. The transcript is spliced from 4 exons. Gene Ontology annotation, molecular function: mRNA binding. The coding region runs from base 1 to 1782 and encodes 593 amino acids. Gene Ontology annotation, cellular component: nucleus; cytoplasm. The record is from RefSeq and is a predicted model, not a curated record. Lineage: Eukaryota; Fungi; Ascomycota; Pneumocystomycetes; Pneumocystales; Pneumocystaceae.